AUGGAGGACGCUGGUGGUGAGAAUGUGGAGGAACAUCUUCAAGAGGUCGAUGAGCAGUACAAGGCCUCACUUCCCAAGCUUAUGGGAGAGGACCAGGCCCAUCGAGAUCCCAGUCGAUGGUGGUUUGCCUCGGCUGCUUUUCCCAUGGUCGCAGGCACACUUGGGCCCGUUGCAAGCGCCUUCAGUAUCUGUGCUCUAGUCCGGCCAUGGAGACAAAAUUACACCAAAGGGGCUGACAUCAAGACCGCCACCUUCAUCAAAGACCCAGCCUGGCUGAUCGCUAUCAAUGCAGUCCAGCUUGCCAUCGCGCUAAGCUCCAACCUGGCCCUACUCCUUAACAUGACCAGGAGACUCCGGUUCUCCGUCGCUCAACCCGUCACCAUUGUCGGAUGGUACCUCUCAUCCAUAUGCUUGAUAGCCCUCGCAAGUACGACAGCCGGACCGCUGAGACCGGAAAACAACGACUUCAUCUGGUCUGAAGCUUACUUUUACGGCAUCUACGCCGCAGUCCUGUACUUCGUUGUCGCUUCGCUCAUGGUAGUUACCGUCUGGGGAUCUCAGCAGGGGCACUACGCAAAGGAUUUUAUGCUCACACCCAGUCAGAGGACACUGAUGCUACAGACCAUCUCGUUCCUCAUCUACCUCCUCAUCGGUGCCCUUAUCUUUUCCAACACCGAAGGAUGGAACUACCUCGAUGGUGUGUACUGGGCGGCCGUGACGCUCUUUACCGUGGGAUUUGGCGAUUACUACCCUACCUCAACUCUCGGAAGGGCUCUCCUCUUCCCGUACUCCCUGGUCGGCAUUAUCAGCUUGGGUCUCGUCAUUGGAUCCAUCCGCACUUUGAUGCUAGAGCGCGGCAAGAAAAGACUUGAUGCACGUAUGGUGGAAAAGCUCAGACAUCGCGUGUUAAGAAAAAUGGCCAAGAAGGGAAAGGAUGGUAUACUUACACCCAUACGAGAUACACAUUCCGAUUCCCCUGAACUGUCUUCCAGCUCUGGUCUGACCGAGUUCCAACGGCGACAAUCCGAGUUUGAGCUGAUGAGAAAGAUUCAAAAGCAGGCGACUCAUAGGCAUCGCUGGAUUGCUUUGGCUAUCUCUACAAGCACCUGGUUGGUCUUAUGGCUGGUGGGUGCCAAAGUCUUUCAAGAGUGUGAACGUCAGUAUCAACAAUUGACCUACUUUGAUACCUUUUACAUGGCAUAUGUUAGUCUGACAACCAUCGGAUACGGAGAUAUCACACCGAUAUCCAACGCCGGAAAGUCCUUUUGGGUCUUCUGGGCACUCCUCGCUCUUCCGACUAUGACAGUCCUGAUCUCUAAUGCAGGAGAUACCAUCGUGAAGGGUAUCAAAGAUGCCACGGACAAAGUGGCCACCGUUACCAUUCUUCCUAGCGAGCGGGGCUUCAAGAGCGAGUUCAAGGCAACCUUUAAUGCCCUUUCCCAUGGAAAGCUGUUUACCGAGGAUAUCGAGGAGUCACCCCCAGGAAUACAUGGAGCCUCACAGCGCCAUAGGUACAGCAGCGAGGAGAACGAUGACGAGGGUGAGCUAGCUCAAGAUCAAGCAGAUGUUGAUGCCGAAAGCGCAAACACGGGUCUGAUAAAGCAGAAACAGGCGAAGAAUGCAAGAAACGAAGAGAGUCAUAAGAGGCGAGUGGAAGGUAACGCAGCUGAAGAGGACAGUGGCGAUCGUCCUGAUCGAGCAGUUCGCUUCGAUGACUCCUCUACUACCCCCAUGGAUCCGGCCGAGUACCACCUCACGCUGAUCGAAGAGAUCGGGCUAGUAAUGCAACACCUCAAGAGCCACCCUCCGCGGAAGUACACUUUUCAGGAGUGGGCAUGGUACCUGCGGCUCAUCGGAGAGGACGAGAGCGACGCAGCUAAGCACCGAAAGCCUCACGCUCAUCUUCGUAGCAGUAAGGAUGAACUGGAGGGGAAAGAACGGGCGAAGUGGAGUUGGGUCGGCAGCAGGAGUCCGUUGAUGAGCUCUCAAGAGGAGGCUGAGUGGAUCCUGGAGCGGUUGAUCGAGACGCUGACUGAUGAGCUCAGAGGCGUCAAGGCCGCGAGGAGGAAGAAUGAGAUGAAGAAUCAGAAAAGUCAGCAAGCGGACACCUUCAUGCCUGGUCUGUAAAUGUUGUUUCAUUAUGAUUAAAGGGGUCACAAGUGAGGAUUUUCAGUCCGAAAUUCGAGACAUGGUAUGCCUCACA
This is a messenger RNA of Neurospora tetrasperma FGSC 2508, 2203 nucleotides long. RefSeq names its product potassium channel. The record is from RefSeq and is a predicted model, not a curated record. The coding region runs from base 1 to 2127 and encodes 708 amino acids. The transcript is spliced from 3 exons. Gene Ontology annotation, cellular component: membrane. NCBI's taxonomy places the organism in Eukaryota, Fungi, Ascomycota, Sordariomycetes, Sordariales, Sordariaceae. Gene Ontology annotation, biological process: potassium ion transmembrane transport; stabilization of membrane potential. Gene Ontology annotation, molecular function: potassium ion leak channel activity.